This is a messenger RNA of Trichomycterus rosablanca, 1188 nucleotides long. Its product is annotated as keratin, type I cytoskeletal 18-like. The transcript has 8 exons. Gene Ontology annotation, molecular function: structural molecule activity. The coding region runs from base 1 to 1188 and encodes 395 amino acids. The record is from RefSeq and is a predicted model, not a curated record. Gene Ontology annotation, cellular component: cytoskeleton. NCBI's taxonomy places the organism in Eukaryota, Metazoa, Chordata, Actinopteri, Siluriformes, Trichomycteridae.
AUGUCUCGUAACAGUUCUAGCAGCAUGUUCGGUGGGGCAGGAGGUCGGGGUGCCAGGGCAUCUGUCUCCAGUCUUCAGGGUCUGAGAAACGCUCUUCGACCCGACAGCGAGCAGCAGCCUUUACAAAGCGCGCCCCCUGCUCCAGUUCAAGCAGAUGAUAAGAAGACCAUGGAGGGUCUAAAUCAGCGACUCUCCGGCUACCUGGACAAAGUGAAAAAACUUGAGACUUCUAAUCAAGAGAUGAAGGAUCAGAUGAAGGAUCUGCAGGAGAAGAUGGCUCAGACCACCGACCAUGACUGGGACGAAAUCGAAAAACCACUGGAUGAGCUCAGGGAAGAGAUCCAUAAAAAGACAAUUGAGAAUGCACAACUUCUGUUGCAAGUAGACUCCACCAAAUUGGCAAAUGAUGACUACAAAAACAAGUUAAAGGCAGAACAAGAUGCUCGGCAGAACUUGGAGCAUGACCUGGCAGAACUGCGACAAGCCAUUGACAACAUGCAGAUGGAACGCUUUAACCUUGAAAGCCAGAUUGAGUCUGCGAAGGAGGAAUUGGCUUAUCUCAAGAAAAAUCAUUAUGAUGAUAUUACUGAGCUAAAGGAGAAAAUCAAGGACUCUAAUGUAAAAGUCGAAGUAGACUCUCCCCAGUCCAACCUGAGUGAGACUAUUAACAAGAUUCGCAUGCAGUAUGAAAAACUUGCACAGAAGAACUAUGAGGAGAUCAAUGAAUGGUACCAAACCAAGUUUGAAAGCAUAAAUGUGGAGCUGACAAAGAACACAGAGACCCUGCAGAGUAGCAGGACUGACAUUUGUGAGCUUCGCAGACAGAAAAACAUGCAAGAAAUUGAAUUUCAGACUAUCCACAAUACGAUCAUGUCUUUGGAGGAGACAUUGGAAAACACACAAGGUCAGUACACUCAGCAACUGGUCCGUCAAAACCUCAUAAUUCAGCAGCUGGAGGCUGAGCUAAGCAAGGUACAAGGCCAGGUGAAGAAACAGUCUGAAGACUAUCAGACCCUCCUCAACAUCAAGAUGGAGCUGGAAGCUGAGAUUAAAAGCUAUCGCCAGCUUAUGGGAGGACUGGACAACAGUGUGGACUUCACUUUGGAACAGGCUUUGCAGAGCAAUGUCCUUUUCAGUCCUGUGGUGUGUGAUGGAGGCCACAGCUCUAGGAAAAAAGCUGUUCCUUAG